AUGGCAUCCAAACGAAAAGCUGCAGCUAUGAACGCGGCUGCAGCCGAAGAACCAGUAGAUCCGUCGGAUGAGCUUAUGUUUCUUUGCCUAGGAGGAGGAAACGAAGUCGGGAGGUCAUGCCACAUUAUUCAGUACAAAGGAAAGACAGUCAUGCUUGAUGCCGGUCAACAUCCUGCGUAUGAUGGACUCGCCGCGUUGCCUUUCUACGACGACUUUGAUUUGAGUACUGUCGACGUGCUCCUCAUCAGCCAUUUCCAUAUUGACCAUGCGGCAUCAUUACCAUAUGUUCUCGCCAAGACCAAUUUCAGGGGCCGCGUCUUCAUGACACAUCCCACUAAGGCUAUCUAUAAAUGGCUUAUCCAGGACAGUGUCCGAGUUGGCAACACUUCAUCCAAUCCUACCACACAGCCUGUUUACACUGAGCAAGACCAUCUAAACACGUUCCCUCAGAUCGAGGCUAUCGACUACCACACCACUCACACCAUCUCCUCCAUCAGAAUCACCCCUUACCCAGCCGGCCAUGUCCUCGGUGCCGCCAUGUUUCUCAUUGAGAUUGCUGGUCUCAACAUCUUCUUCACAGGUGACUACUCGCGCGAACAAGAUCGACAUCUUGUCUCGGCAGAAGUUCCCAAGGGUGUCAAAAUUGACGUUCUCAUCACUGAGUCUACAUAUGGCAUUGCCUCUCAUGUUCCUCGUCUGGAAAGAGAACAGGCCCUUAUGAAAUCAAUCACAAGUAUCCUCAACAGAGGCGGUCGAGUGCUUAUGCCAGUCUUUGCUUUGGGACGAGCCCAAGAGCUGCUUUUGAUUCUCGACGAGUAUUGGGGAAAGCAUGCCGACUUCCAGAAAUACCCUAUCUACUACGCAAGUAAUCUUGCGAGGAAGUGUAUGCUUAUCUACCAAACAUAUGUCGGUGCCAUGAACGACAAUAUUAAGCGUCUCUUUCGUGAGCGGAUGGCCGAGGCCGAGGCAUCUGGUGAUGGUGCAGGCAAGGGCGGACCAUGGGAUUUUAAGUACAUCCGUUCGCUCAAAAACCUGGACAGGUUCGAUGAUGUAGGCGGUUGUGUUAUGCUUGCUAGCCCCGGUAUGCUUCAGAACGGUGUCAGCCGUGAACUACUGGAAAGAUGGGCGCCCAGCGAGAAGAACGGUGUUAUUAUUACUGGUUACAGUGUCGAAGGCACUAUGGCCAAGCAGAUUAUGCAGGAGCCUGACCAAAUCCAGGCCGUCAUGUCUCGCAGUAUGGCCGGUGCCCGGCGUAUGCCUGGCAGCGAUGGUGAGAAGGUUCUUAUUCCUCGACGAUGCAGUGUCCAGGAAUACUCGUUCGCUGCUCACGUUGAUGGCGUCGAGAACCGAGAAUUUAUCGAGGAGGUUCAAGCACCAGUUGUUAUUCUUGUCCAUGGAGAGCAACACAACAUGAUGCGUCUCAAGUCUAAGCUCCUAUCACUCAACGCCAACAAAACCACUAAAGUCAAGGUUUACUCUCCCCGUAACUGUGAGGAACUACGCAUUCCCUUCAAAGCCGACAAGACGGCCAAGGUCGUAGGAAAGCUUGCCUCUAUUCAGCCCCCUCAGAGCAUUCACCCUGAUCAGACCGCCACGCCACCUCUUGUCACUGGUGUGCUUGUGCAAAAUGAUUUUAAGCUAUCUCUCAUGGCACCCGAAGAUCUCCGCGAAUACGCGGGUCUCAACACUACCACUAUCACCUGCAAACAGCGCCUUACUCUCAGUGCUGCGGGUGUUGACCUUGUCAGGUGGGCUCUCGAGGGUACCUUUGGCAAUAUAGAGGAACUUCCUGAAAUGCGCCGUGCAAAGAAUGGACAUAAUGGACAUGCUGAUAAGAUGAUUACGGAUGGCGACGAAGCGAAGCAAGAGGAUGCGGAUGAAGAGGUUGGCAGCCUUGUUGCAGCGUACCUGGUCAUGGGUUGUGUUUCAGUCCGAUAUCGAACAAACGGAGAAGUUGAGCUUGAAUGGGAGGGCAACAUGCUUAACGAUGGAAUCGCCGACUCCGUCAUGGCGGUUCUUUUCUCUGUCGAGAGCUCUCCCGCUGCGGUCAAGCGCUCAUCCGCGAAACACUCACACUCACACGACCUCCCAGAAGUGAACCCUCACCAUUCCGCCACCCCUGAGGAACGUCUCGAGCGUCUCCUGUGGUUCCUCGAAGCCCAGUUCGGCCAAGACAAUGUCGCCCCUGUUACUAUUCCUAAGCUGCCUACGCUGGAAGGCGCAGACGACAAACCCAAGAAGGACGGCGAAGAUGAAGACGCCAUGAAGGUAGAGGAGGAUGGCGAAGACGCACAACUCCAGGAGAGACAGCAAAAGGAAAUUGAGCGAUUGCACAAGAUUGGCAUCCCAGUUCCUGGAGUAUCGAUCAAAGUCGACAAGAUGUCUGCCACAGUAUGGUUGGAGGAUCUCGAGGUCGAGUCAAGCCAUAAGGUAUUUGCUGACCGAGUGAGAGCUGUUGUAGAGAGGGCUAUCGAGGUGACAGCACCUCUCUGGGGUUAA
Messenger RNA from Fusarium venenatum, 2499 nucleotides. Its product is annotated as Endoribonuclease YSH1. Gene Ontology annotation, molecular function: RNA binding; 5'-3' RNA exonuclease activity; RNA endonuclease activity. Gene Ontology annotation, cellular component: mRNA cleavage and polyadenylation specificity factor complex. NCBI's taxonomy places the organism in Eukaryota, Fungi, Ascomycota, Sordariomycetes, Hypocreales, Nectriaceae. The record is from RefSeq and is a predicted model, not a curated record. Gene Ontology annotation, biological process: mRNA 3'-end processing by stem-loop binding and cleavage.